This is a messenger RNA of Brenthis ino (lesser marbled fritillary), 492 nucleotides long. NCBI's taxonomy places the organism in Eukaryota, Metazoa, Arthropoda, Insecta, Lepidoptera, Nymphalidae. The record is from the annotation of a GenBank genome assembly.
AUGUCUUCAAAAUACGCAAUUGAUUGUGAAAUGGUUGAAAGCAACCGCAAAAGCAUACUGGCGCGUGUUUCUAUCGUCGACCAGAAUGGUUCGGUUGUUCUGGACGAAUAUGUAAAACCAACCGGACCCGUCACUGAUUAUAGAGAGUUCGUAAGUGGAAUAAAAAAACGACAACUAGAGAAUGGCAGCGAUUUUUAUAGAGUAAAAGAUCGAGUCUCCUCGUUAAUUCAUGGAUGUAUUUUGAUAGGCCAUUCAUUAAAGGUUGAUUUAGAUGUUCUGGGUCUUACUCACACUGAAAGAAACCAGCGUGACUUGGCGAAUUACGAGCCUUUUACCAGAGCAAAUUAUGGUCAGCCCGUUGCGUUGAAAACUCUUGCCUUGAAACAUCUGGGAAGAGUUAUCCAAGACGGGGAGCAUGAUUCCGUGCAAGACGCAAAGGCUUGCAUGGAAAUUUAUAAAAAAUUUGCUAACGAUUGGGAAAGAAAUUAUCGU